Molecule: messenger RNA, 3588 nt
Organism: Hyaloscypha bicolor E
Lineage: Eukaryota; Fungi; Ascomycota; Leotiomycetes; Helotiales; Hyaloscyphaceae
Exons: 11
Coding region: 122-3346 (1074 amino acids)
Biological process (GO): protein polyubiquitination
Cellular component (GO): cytoplasm; ubiquitin ligase complex; nucleus
Molecular function (GO): ubiquitin-ubiquitin ligase activity
Source: RefSeq, a predicted model, not a curated record
GAUUAGCAAACCCUAAUCUUAUCGCUAAGCAGCCCCAACGUCACGUCAAGAACACGAGGCUGCCACUCCAUGCCCUUUGGCUCCUGUCCCCAAACAUCUGCUUGACGCACUCAUCGCCGUUAUGGAUAAUGACCAGCAGCCUCCGCCGGCGCCCCCAGAAGCUCCAGACAAGGAGAAAAUGGACCAGAUUCGGCGGCGACGACUCGAAAAGCUGUCCGGGGCUUCAGCUCCAAAAAGCACACAGCCGACCCUAGGAUCCACAGGGAUUUCUUCAUCUUCAACUCCACCUAUCUCCUCUGAAAACGCUGAGCCUGCGGUGAAACCAAAGAUCAACAUCACCAAAGCGCCAACUCCCCCCAUAGCCCUCUCCAGCAAAGUCAGCCCGGGCACCCAAGACGCAGCGGACCUCCCCACCGCUUCCCCGCGACCCAACCCCCCAAAGAAACAGACGCCUGCUUCAGUUGAUGAGUUGCUCGAGGCUUAUGAGAACAGAACGUUGGGAAGCAUCUUCCGCAUCACCUUAGACCCAAACCAAACAGUCGAUUCUUCAAACCAUAAGCUCAUAUAUCUUCCGAAUCUACGUCAAGAGUUGGAAGAUGAGAAAUCUCCUAUUAUGCUAACCAAAGAAAGGCUGGAUUCUGCUAUCCUCGAGGCAGCUUCGGCAAUCCCGCAUAGCAAAGGUGCUUUGGACUACCUGAUACCUUGUUGGAAGCGGAUAAUGAGGACUUUGAAGGGAAUUAGGGGGUAUGCUAGUGGGAAAGAUGCCAUUUUAAAAGAAGCUAAACGCCUUUGCAUGAGCAACUGCGUGUUUGCUGUGGAAAUGCCAGAAUUCUUUGGUCGUGAACCCAACUCAGCAUUGGACACCUUGACACCCUACUUAUUGUUAGAGCCAGAAGAGGAGAGGGGCAUCAGCCCCGACUUCCUGGCUGAAAUGGAGGCUCGUUUUGAGGAGGAUGAAUCCAUUAAGCCAAUGUUGAGGAAAGCUGUGAUUGGCUUGAGCCAGCAACUCGCGACGAUGUCAAUGAAUGACAAUUACAAGCCAUACGUUCAUGCAAUGAAGGCUUUAUCUCAAUUUCCGAAGUUUGUCUCAGCCAUCGCAGAGGACCCAUUAUUUCAAAUGGCAACCUCUGCACCUGGAAUUGAGAAGCACACUAUCCUAGGCCCAUUCUUUCGCAUCUCCCCACUACAAGCAGAAGUCACCAAGGAGUAUUUUGCUGCACCGAAGACGAUGGACAAACGUAAAGUUCAUACCUCUCAAGAAGCGCUGAGACUUACUUUACAGACCCACCAGAGAGAUCUCCUUGAUAUUGUCAAUCACUUUGUGCGUAGCAGCCCCGAGUCAAGGAACAAAACUCUUGAUUGGUUUGCAUAUAUUGUGAACUCGAACCAUAAACGGCGGGCUCUACGGCCCAAUCCAGAGGAACUGUCUUCUGACGGUUUUUUGAUGAAUGUCACAGUGGUCUUAGACGGUCUUUGUGAACCUUUCAUGGAUGCUACAUUCUCAAAGGUCAAUCGUAUCGAUGUUGAUUAUUUGAGGCGCAAUCCACGAGUCGAGAUUAAGGAUGAAACAAAGCUCAACGCUGACGAGAGUGCCUCGACGGAGUAUUAUGAGACUGUGGUUUCAGGAACCUCAAAUUUCAUCUCCGAAGUUUUCUUCUUGACGCUUGCUGCACACCAUUAUGGAAGCGAGGCUACAAACAGCAUGCUCAAGUCUCUGGACAGGGAAAUCAAGUAUUUAACAGACAAGGCGAAGGAACUGGAGGCAGAGCGCCCCAAAUUUGCAGGUUCUCCAUUCAAUAUGGCGAGGCUCGAGGAACAAUUGAGAAGAGUCAGCGAUGCUCUUGAAAAAGCAAUGUCGUUCAAAUUCGCUGUAGAGGGCGUUUUGUUUGACAAAGUGAUGCAGGCGAGGUCACUCAAUUUCAUGAGAGUCGUAACCGUAUGGCUUUUGAGAAUUGCUACCCAAUCUGACUAUACCCCUGACAAGACUAUCAAACUCCCUCUUCCAGCACAGCAACCAGAUGCCUUUCGAUUCUUACCUGAGUACGUCCUGGAAGACAUCGUUGGUAACUUCAACUUCAUAUUUAGGUUCCUUCCGGAUGUCAUGAUCUCAGCAGUCGGUGAUGAGGUUAUUGCGUUGUGUAUUACGUUCUUGACCAACUCUGAAUACAUCAAGAAUCCUUAUUUGAAGGCCAAGCUUGUAUCUCUUUUAUUUCACGGAACUUGGCCUAUUUACCAUCGCACGAAAGGUGUUUUAGGAGAUUCUUUGAUUGGGACAAAAUUCGCGAAUGACCAUUUGCUCCACGCCCUUAUGAAGUUCUAUAUCGAGGUCGAAUCAACAGGAGCACACACCCAGUUCUACGACAAAUUCAACAUCAGAUACGAGAUAUUCCAGGUCAUCAAGUGCAUUUGGACAAACACGGUCUACCAAGACCGCUUGACACAGGAAAGCAAGACGAACACGGAAUUCUUCCUAAGAUUUGUUAAUCUACUCCUGAACGAUGCCACUUAUGUUUUGGAUGAAGCAUUGACGAAGUUCCCGAAAAUCCAUGACCUUCAAGCUGAAUUACGGCCGCCGAAUUCCCUUACUGCCGAACAAAGAACAGCAAAAGAAGAAGAACUUGCAACGGCAGAAGGCCAGGCCCAGUCCUACAUGCAACUAACAAAUGAAACGGUAUCGAUGAUGAAGCUUUUCACCAAGACCCUAAGUGCUUCUUUCACAAUGCCCGAAAUCGUUGAACGAGUUGCUGCCAUGGUCGACUAUACUCUUGACACGCUUGUGGGUCCCAAGUCCCUCAAUUUGAAGGUUGACGACCCCAAGAAGUAUCAAUUUGAUCCAAAAACCCUGCUGAGUGAAUUCAUUGAGAUCUAUCUCAAUCUGGGAGUCUCGGAGAGUUUUGUUGAAGCUGUGGCUGGUGACGGGCGAUCAUACAAGCCGGAAAAUUUUGAGCGAGCAUCUCGCAUUCUAACACGACAUGGCCUCAGAUCCACUGAAGAUAUGGCAGCAUGGGAAAAUCUCAAGGGCCGCUUCAAGACAGCCAAGGAACUGGAAGACCAAAAUGAAGAGGACUUGGGAGAUAUUCCUGAUGAGUACUUGGAUCCAAUCAUGGCAACCUUGAUGAAGGACCCUGUCAUACUACCCGUGAGCAAACAGAUAAUCGACCGAAGCACUAUUCGAAGUCAUUUACUCAGUGACCCUCACGAUCCAUUCAACCGAUCGCCAUUGAAGAUUGAGGAUGUCAUCGAAAAUCCGGAAUUGAAGGCGAAAAUCGUUGCUUGGAGAGCAGAGAUGAUGCAGAAGGCCAAGGCUGCACGCGGUGAUGAUUUGAUGGACACUUCGGCUGGUUAGACUGUCAUAUUGCAUUUCACACUGGUUAUGAGUUUGGGACUGGCGUUGCUGAUGCCUGCAUAGCCAACGUGUCUGGAGUUUGCGGCGAUUCUGAAAUCACUUUCAUAGAGCAAAGGUAAAUUCAGUAUCAACUGGGUUUCCCAUUCCUUCGGAAAUCCAUGUUAAGAACUCCAGCAUAAGAAGAAACGUUUAUGUCUCUUGAGCAACAGGGCCGCGUGGGAGACUAAUCGGCCUCGCCUCGC